Hemicordylus capensis (graceful crag lizard) is the source of this 5374-nucleotide messenger RNA. RefSeq names its product tousled like kinase 2 (gene TLK2). Gene Ontology annotation, cellular component: nucleus. Lineage: Eukaryota; Metazoa; Chordata; Lepidosauria; Squamata; Cordylidae. Gene Ontology annotation, biological process: chromosome segregation; intracellular signal transduction; peptidyl-serine phosphorylation. The transcript is spliced from 22 exons. The record is from RefSeq and is a predicted model, not a curated record. The coding region runs from base 391 to 2643 and encodes 750 amino acids. Gene Ontology annotation, molecular function: ATP binding; protein serine/threonine kinase activity.
AAAAGGGAGAGGGGGAGAAAAAGUGAAAGGUGGGGGGCUGCCCCGCCCCCAUUGAUCGCAACUUGCAAAAAAAACCCUAUACACACCUGAGUGGCUUUUUUUUUGUAAGCCCCCCUCCCCCUAUAUCACCCACCCACUCUCCUUCCCUUUCUCUCUAAUCAGUCCCUGGGGGGAGGGGCCCUUGAGCCUCCCGGGGGCGAAGCCAUCUCUGCCGGGCGCGGAGGCUACGCGAGGCCGAGGAUUUUGCGGCCUGCACCCCUCUCGGUCUCCACUAAGAAGGCGCCGCCGCAGCUGCUGCCCCCCCUCCCUGCGGUCCCUCCCUCCCCAUCUUCUCCUUGUCGCCAAAAGGCCCCGCGGGUAGGAGUGGAGCCCAGCCGAGCCACCACAGAUAUGAUGGAAGAAUUGCAUAGCCUGGAUCCGCGGCGACAAGAACUACUGGAGGCCAGGUUCACCGGAGCAGGUGUUGCAAAGGGUCCAUUAAACAGUGAAUCUUCCAAUCAGAGUUUGUGCAGUGUGGGCUCUCUAAGUGACAAGGAGUUGGAGACUCCGGAAAAAAAACAGAAUGACCAGCGCAACAGGAAGAGGAAAGCGGAACCCUUUGAGACCACUCAAGGCAAAGUCACUCCAAGGGGACAUAAAAUUAGUGAUUAUUUUGAGUUUGCUGGGGGAAGUGGUCCAGGAACAAGCCCUGGAAGAAGUGUGCCACCUGUUGCACGUUCCUCACCGCAGCAUUCCUUAUCAAAUCCCUUACCUCGGCGAAUGGAGCAGCCGCUUUACGGGGUAGACGGCAACACAGCCAAGGAACUGCAGGAGGAGCACUCUGCUCUGCCAACGCUGGUGUCGGCGAUGCUGGCGAAACAGCGACUAGAGGGCGAGCAGCUGGCCCAGAGGGGUGCAAGCCUCUGUUUUCCGUUUACUCCGGCCCAACAAGGCAGUCCUUCUUCAACAGGUUCAGGUAACACAGAGCAUUCCUGUGCCUCCCAGAAGCAGAUCUCCGUCCAGCAUAAACAGACGCAGUCUGAUCUCACAAUGGAAAAAAUAUCUGCACUAGAAAACAGUAAGAACUCUGAUCUGGAGAAGAAAGAAGGGAGGAUAGAUGACUUAUUAAGAGCAAACUGUGACUUGCGGCGACAGAUAGACGAACAACAGAAAAUGCUUGAGAAAUACAAAGAACGGUUGAAUAGAUGUGUGACAAUGAGCAAGAAGCUUCUUAUAGAAAAGUCAAAACAAGAGAAGAUGGCAUGUCGAGAUAAAAGCAUGCAAGAUCGGUUGCGGCUAGGACACUUUGCCACAGUGCGGCACGGGGCCUCUUACACAGAGCAGUGGACAGAUGGCUAUGCUUUCCAGAAUCUCAUCAAGCAACAGGAGAGGAUAAAUUCCCAAAGGGAGGAGAUAGAAAGACAACGGAAAAUGUUAGCCAAGCGGAAACCACCUGCCAUGGGCCAGGCCCCUCUAGCAAGCAAUGAGCAGAAGCAGCGCAAGAACAAGACCAAUGGAGCAGAGAAUGAGACGUUAACGCUAGCAGAAUAUCAUGAACAGGAGGAAAUCUUCAAACUCCGGCUAGGUCAUCUUAAAAAGGAAGAAGCAGAGAUCCAGGCAGAACUGGAGCGACUAGAGAGGGUUAGAAAUUUACAUAUCAGGGAAUUGAAAAGGAUACAUAAUGAAGAUAACUCGCAAUUUAAAGACCAUCCAACACUAAACGACAGAUACUUGUUGCUACAUCUCCUAGGUAGAGGAGGCUUUAGUGAGGUAUAUAAGGCAUUUGAUUUAACAGAACAAAGAUACGUAGCAGUAAAAAUUCACCAGUUGAAUAAAAACUGGAGGGAUGAGAAGAAAGAGAACUACCACAAACAUGCAUGUAGAGAGUACAGAAUCCAUAAGGAGCUAGAUCAUCCUCGCAUAGUUAAGCUGUAUGACUACUUCUCGUUGGACACUGACUCGUUUUGUACAGUGCUAGAAUACUGUGAAGGGAAUGAUCUGGACUUCUACCUUAAACAGCACAAAUUAAUGACUGAGAAAGAAGCCCGGUCUAUAAUCAUGCAGAUUGUGAAUGCAUUAAAAUAUUUAAAUGAAAUCAAGCCACCCAUUAUUCACUACGAUCUCAAACCAGGUAACAUCCUCUUGGUGAAUGGUACUGCAUGUGGUGAAAUUAAGAUCACUGACUUUGGCCUCUCCAAGAUCAUGGAUGAUGACAGCUACAACUCUGUUGAUGGCAUGGAACUGACAUCGCAAGGGGCUGGCACUUACUGGUAUUUGCCACCUGAGUGUUUUGUAGUUGGAAAAGAGCCUCCAAAGAUUUCAAAUAAAGUUGACGUCUGGUCUGUGGGAGUAAUCUUCUACCAGUGCCUCUAUGGCAGAAAGCCUUUUGGACACAACCAGUCACAACAAGACAUUCUGCAGGAGAACACAAUCCUUAAAGCUACAGAGGUGCAGUUUCCUCCAAAGCCAGUGGUCACACCAGAAGCAAAGGCAUUUAUUAGGCGCUGCUUGGCGUACCGAAAGGAGGAUCGGAUAGAUGUUCAGCAGUUAGCAUGUGACCCCUACUUGCUUCCUCAUAUCCGCAAAUCUGUAUCGACGAGCAGUCCAGCAGGGGCUGCUAUUGCCUCGACCUCGGGAUCCUCUAAUAACAGCUCUUCAAACUGAGCAGGAACAAUAGACCUAAAUAAAUACCCGGAACAGCAGAAAGCAGCGAAGAGUGAGAGACGUUUUGAGAAGUGGUCUUGGGGAUUGGCAAGGAAUGCAAAAAAUGGCCUCAAGAAACCGGUGUCAGGUGCUUUGUUUUUCUCUUGCGUUCCUGUCCCAUCCAUAGAGCAAGGCAUCGUCGAUUCUCAGCAAGGAUCUGUGGCAGCUUAAGCCAAGCUAAGUGGCCAAGGAAGAGGUGAUUGGUUAGUCUCGUGCUGAGCCACUGCAAAGGCACCAACCGCUCUGGGCGGCAGAGGGAAAAGACUGUUCCACUUACUGUGAACUUCCAGACACCACGGGCCCGGCGUGUGGAUCCAUGACGCAGGGUGCACACGCUUUGUGAAGAAUUGCGGACUUUGGGGCAGGGUUGGGAAAGAAGCUGGACUUAGUCCACUGUCAAUAUUUAAAAAUACGUUCUUUGCUUUUAAACGCAGUUUAGGCUAUGUCUCUUUGGAGGGAAGGGGAAGAAACCACAGAGCUCAAUGCCGUGAGAUUCCACUCGGGGAUUGGCAUAGGACUCUGUGCCCUUUGCAAGGGAGCCAAGCAUCCUGCCUGUUGACAGCACUAGCACUAGCGUGUUAUCCCAAAUAAUUUCAAUUUUUUAAUGUAACAGUUUUAUUUUUUCUGGUUAUAAGGUGAACUAACUAGCAGGUCAAUGUGGCAGCCACUCCCCCCCCCCUUUCUUUAGUCUAGCCUUGUAUUGUGGGAGGCAGGAGUGAAACAGAAGUACAGAGAUUACAUUGCAACUGUGAGCACAGAUUUCUCUCCCUCUGCGAAGAAAAGAAAAGCUGCUUACUGGCAGGCACUUGACGGUUAUCCCCUUUCAGAAUAAAUCUAAGUGUUUCUCUUUAAGAAAAAAUAGGUUGGCUUUCCUCAUUUGAUUCUGACCCAUUCACUUGGGGUCUCUCUUGGAUUAUGGUGGUUUUAAACACACACACACACGACUCUGGCAAAACCGUCAAAGCACCUUUUCUCUCCCUUUUUUCAUAAAGAUUUGUUUUCCAUACUAUUUCUGAUACAUCAGCUCCAUUAACAUCCCACAAAAAACUCAGCAUCAAGAACAGGCAGACUUUCUGAUCCUUAACAUUUGUAUUUCAGUUCCUUCGUAUGUUUUAGGGUGUGCUCCAUACCAGUCCUGGUCCAUGACCAACACUACCCCUUAAGAGAAACAUUAAAACCAAAGAAUAAUCCAGUUGCUUGGAACUUGUGUGGCAGAAUGCUGUUCCUGCAUGUGGCCAAAAUGUUUGCUAAACAUACGCAAACACUGUAUAUCAGGUACUCUGGCCAAGGUUUCAGUUUUGUAUCCACAACUGAUGUUUCUCAAUCCUCCCUCCUUAACUUGCUACAGGCAGCAACACAAGUGGAAGCAUCAGGGACAAGGUGAGGGGGACCAAGCCAUAUUGAGAGGUAGGGCAACCAGAAGGGAGCAGAGUGGGGAAAUAGAGCCAUUGGGUGCUCUUCUGCAGUUAGAUGGGUAGGAUCUGGAUACUUAGGUGUGCAUAUCCUCCCUCUCCUCCCAGUGGCUCAGACACUAGAUAAUGUAUCUUUUGGCCAGUAGGUGACCUCUGUUUAAAUGGCAUUAAGUCCUGCAUGGAAGCAAAGAAACCUCAUAUGUUAUGAUCACAACUUAAGGCUCUAUAGAGGGGUUCAUUAUGCCACUCAAAACAAAUGGCAUGAGAUGGAGACCCUCUUCUAGGCAGAAAGCCAGCAAAAUUUGAUUUGGUCCAUAGGCAUAUCACUGGGAUCUCCAAAUUCAUCUUGACUUCUGGUAAAACUUACUCUUUUUCCUACCCUGCCUUCAUGUUUGACUCCUGAGGGUGUAUGAAAGAAAAUGUGCACCCAGUCACUUUCUGUUUUCCAACCCUCCUCUCUUGUCUUAGAAGAGAACUAGCACUUGUGUGUGUUCCUUUUGAGCCUUGUGUUUUAUCCCAUGGUUGUGACUUUUCCCAUCACUUAUGGCUCCAAGCUUCUUUUAAAAAACACGCAACACACAGAGGCAGGUGAUGUAACUGCCAAGGUAGAAUGCAACUGCUGUCUGAUUUGUUGGGGGCAAUAAAUGUGGACCCUUAAUCUCAGCCAUUUGGGGGCAGGGGCACAUUUUAUUUUGCUGCAGUUAGAAGUCAAGAUGUGAAAUGCUGAAUACUCAGGCCUGACAUCAUAGCCAUUGUUUUCCUUCCUUAAAAAUUAACCCAAAGCAAGUUUUCACCUUAAACAGGUUAAAAUCUGCAUCUGUCAGUUUGUCAUCUGGUUAAUGUUUAUCAUCCAUAAAGAACACUAUCCCAAAGGAGACAUUCUUAAUUUUUUUAAAUCUCAGCCUGGUUUAAGGCCAUAUAGUGUUGGAGUUUUUCCCCCAUGGAUAGGAACUGUUGCAUAUUUCAGUUCCUGCUAGUUGGUGCUUGGGUGGGACACCUUAAGCCAGCCUCUUACCUUUUCAUGACAUUCAUUGUUGAAACAGGUUAGAUAACUUGGGAUGAGAAAUGCAAACUGUGACUGUCCUUGUCUUUUCCUUUUUUAAAAAAGCUGUUGCUGAAAUUGGUUUUAUUUCAAGUAACUAAACCUUUUUAUUGCCACACCAUUCAUUUUACUGAAAGAAAACAGGAAACAUGUAUGGAUUCGUAACUUGAAACUAGGCCUGUUUUGGCUUUACCCAACAGAUGAAAAUAUGGAUAUUAAACAAGUUUUAAGAAACGGA